AUGUCGGCUUGCACGGGGAAAAUGGUUGGCUUUGGUCCAGGCCUGGGGCUCCAGGAGGCUUUGAAGUACCUGAACCCCAGGGGCAAGUUGUUUGGCCUGGACGUCUCAGAGUACAUGCACAAGGUGUGCUGGGAGCGUCUGGGCCCUCAGCUGGCUUCGGGGAAGGUCCACCUGCUCCAGGGCAGGGUGGAGUGUAUUCCCCUCCCGGACAACUGCAUUGACAGAGUCUUCCACUCCAACUGCCAUCUCUACUGGCCGGACAUGGCCAUCGCCACCGCCGAACUGCUCCGUGUCAUGAGGCCAGGAGCGAGGAUGUUGGCAACGUGUGACCUGGGCUUCCUGCGUCAUGGUGUGACGCAGGGCUUCUUCAAAGGUGAUAUGGUGGAGCCUGAGCCCUACAUGCAGGCCCUGAGGGCUGUGGGCUUCCUGGGGGUCAGCAUGGAGGACCUGAUGGACGAGGGAAAGAGCUUCCAGGUCAUCUAUGCUACCUCUCCACCUCCCUCCACCACCGAGACUCAGAACAGUUAG
Molecule: messenger RNA, 528 nt
Organism: Salvelinus fontinalis (brook trout)
Lineage: Eukaryota; Metazoa; Chordata; Actinopteri; Salmoniformes; Salmonidae
Exons: 3
Coding region: 1-528 (175 amino acids)
Molecular function (GO): S-adenosylmethionine-dependent methyltransferase activity
Source: RefSeq, a predicted model, not a curated record